Alternaria burnsii is the source of this 1542-nucleotide messenger RNA. RefSeq names its product ankyrin repeat and ibr domain containing protein 1. The coding region runs from base 1 to 1542 and encodes 513 amino acids. Lineage: Eukaryota; Fungi; Ascomycota; Dothideomycetes; Pleosporales; Pleosporaceae. The record is from RefSeq and is a predicted model, not a curated record. Gene Ontology annotation, cellular component: ubiquitin ligase complex; cytoplasm. Gene Ontology annotation, molecular function: zinc ion binding; ubiquitin protein ligase activity; ubiquitin conjugating enzyme binding. The transcript has 4 exons. Gene Ontology annotation, biological process: positive regulation of proteasomal ubiquitin-dependent protein catabolic process; protein polyubiquitination; ubiquitin-dependent protein catabolic process.
AUGGACUCCGACGACGACUUCAACAGCUCCAUGAGCGGCGACGACUUCGACGACCAGGACAGCGAUCUGGGCCUGGAAGAGGACUCGGACUUUGACAUGGAGCAAGAUGACGUCGGCUUUGAGACGCAAGACAAGGACAUCAAGCCCACCAAGCAGGCCUUCGAAGUAGACUUCAAAGUCUUUGAUCCUGCCCAGAUCCAAGCACAGCAAGACAAGCAGAUCGACGAGGUUGCGAGCAUCCUCGGCCAACCACCAGAGGCCGCUGCCAUCCUCCUCCGCCACCUGCGAUGGAACAAGGAACGUUUGAUCGACCAAUACAUGGAGAAGACGGAUGAGGUCCUCGAGACAGCAGGCCUGGGUCAGGACUCCACCACCAAUCCGCCCAAGGUCGAGCAGAUACCAGGUUUUGUCUGCGACAUCUGCUGCGACGAUGACAAGGACCUGCGGACGUUUGCCAUGAAGUGUGGGCACAGGUUCUGCUUGGACUGCUACAGGCAAUACCUCGGCACCAAGAUUCAAGAUGAGGGAGAGGCUGCCCGGAUACGCUGCCCCGGAGAGGGCUGCACCCGGAUAGUCGACUCGAAAUCGCUAGACCUUCUCGUUACAGCAGAUCUCCAAGACAGAUACCACACCCUCCUCACACGAACCUACGUCGACGAUAAAGAAAACCUCAAGUGGUGCCCCGCCCCCGAUUGCAAAUACGCCGUGGAAUGUCCGGUAAAGAGCAAGGAUCUCACCAAGAUCGUGCCCACGGUGCACUGCGAGUGCGGACACGACUUCUGCUUUGGAUGCACGCUGAACAACCACCAACCCGCACCUUGCGCUCUAGUGAAGAGAUGGGUCAAGAAGUGCGAGGACGACUCGGAGACAGCCAACUGGAUAUCGGCCAACACAAAGGAAUGCCCAAACUGUAACUCCACCAUUGAGAAGAAUGGAGGGUGCAAUCACAUGACAUGCAGGAAAUGUCGCAACGAGUUCUGCUGGAUGUGUAUGGGCAAGUGGUCGGAGCACGGCACGAGCUGGUACAAUUGCAACCGUUUCGAGGAGAAGAGCGGAUCGGAAGCCCGCGAUGCGCAGGCCAAGUCCCGGCAGUCGCUCGAACGAUACCUUCAUUACUACAACCGCUUUGCCAACCACGAACAAUCGGCUAAGCUAGACAAAGACCUCUACCUCAAGACGGAAAAGAAGAUGCAGCAACUGCAGAACUCGUCGGGCAUGUCAUGGAUUGAGGUGCAGUUCCUGGACCAAGCUUCACAUGCGCUUCAGCAGUGCCGACAGGUACUCAAAUGGACCUACGCUUUUGCUUACUACCUUGCACGAAACAAUCUCACAGAGAUUUUCGAGGACAACCAAAAGGACCUGGAAAUGGCCGUCGAGAAUCUCAGCGAGAUGUUCGAGAAGCCAAUCGAUCAGCUGAAGGACCUCAAGGUCGAUAUCCUUGACAAGACUUCAUACUGCACCAAGAGAAGGAUAAUUGUCCUCAAUGACACAGCGGAGAACCUGAAGCUCGGCACCUGGAAGUUUAACGUAGACUUGGUGUAG